CACCCCACCUUCCGUGUGUGUGUUUUUUAAAUAGCUGGUAUUUAAAGUGACCCAUUUAUAGCAAAUACACAGGAAGGGAUGCUAUCCCCGCACGGUUGCGAUACAUACAAGACUUCCGGAUCAACAUUAGAUUGUAGAGAAAUGUGCUGAUUUCUGCUGAGUCCAAUUUCCACCGUGCAACUAACGCGACUGAAGCCCAUUGUGUCUCUCCACAGAUCUCCCUGCAGCAUUCUCCGGAAAACUGUUGCUUUUUGAUUGUUUUCGACUUUCAGCUACAAUUGGGGCGAGUUGAUCGGCCGGUGUUUGAGAUGCCGGAGCGGGCUGAGCUGGAGGUAAGAAGAAGAGACCGAAGGGUCUGACAGGAAUUGAGCUGUUUAAAGUGGACGCGAUGGAGCGGAGAGAGCAGGUACUCCUAAUUCUGUGAGGAGAGAUGCUGAAGGCAUUACUCAUGUUGCUGCAGUCGGCAUAAACCUCAAAAAUGAUGAAUUUUCGGAAGACCAAGUUUGCAAGAUUUAUGAAUAACAGAGUGCCUGCCAAUCGAAGAUAUGAACCCACAGAGUAUGAACAUGCGGCAAACUGUGCUACCCAUGCAUUCUGGAUUAUCCCCAGCAUUCUUGGAAGUUCCAUCCUCUGUGGCCUUUCAGAUGACCAAUGGGAAAUGAUCUCAGCAUGGAUCUAUGGGUUUGGGCUGUGUGGCCUUUUUAUAGUCUCCACUGUCUUUCACACCAUCUCCUGGAAGAAAAGCCAUUUCCGAACAAUAGAGCAUUGCUUCCACAUGUUUGACAGGGUGGUGAUCUACUUCUUCAUUGCUGCGUCUUAUGCCCCCUGGCUGAAUCUUCGAGAGCUGGGCCCUUGGGCAUCUCACAUGCGCUGGAUCAUAUGGAUAAUGGCCUGUGUAGGAACCAUCUAUGUGUUUCUGUUUCAUGAACGGUAUAAAAUUGUGGAAUUGAUCUGCUAUAUGAUCAUGGGCAUCUUUCCUGCACUCGUCAUUCUAUCAAUGCCAAACACCGCUGGACUGUCUGAAUUGCUGGUGGGUGGUUUCUUCUACUGCCUCGGAAUGUUGUUCUUCAAGAGCGAUGGUCGGAUUCCAUUUGCACACGCAAUCUGGCACCUCUUUGUGGCUAUCGGAGCAGGUGUCCAUUACUAUGCCAUCUGGAGGUAUCUUUACCGUCCGGCUAUGUUGGAAAUGAGGACUUCCAAGUGAUCCGAUUGCAAUCUGUGAGGAAUAGUGCACAAAGUGAUCAAAAAGGAAAAGAUUGCAGCAAACAAAAUGGCUUGAGAACAUUACAGGGAUCUCUGGAUCACGAUAUAAAGGCGUAAAAAUCAAAACCAGAUACUCUGGGAUCUGCUGCAGAUCUUUCAGCACUGAAUUGCCAAGUCAAAGGCCAGUAUUAAACACAGAUUCAGAGAUACGCACGGACACAAUAGCAUUCAGACACAAACACACACAGAUACACACACAAAAACACAAACAAGUACAGGACACACAACAGAUAUUGACAUAUGUACACAACAAAUACACAGAUACAAAUGUACACACAGGCAUUCCGUCAAACUGUAGACUGGACUAGCAUUCAUAGCUGCACCAUAAUUUUUCACUAACCACUGAGUUUUAUAGUCACACUUCUCCCCAAAAAAAACUUGAAUUCUUAUUAGCGGUGUAUAUUUGCUAGACGCAGUUGCACCUUAAUAGUUCAUUUUUCUGUGAAAAGUACAAGUAAAAAUAGUGUUUUCUUCUAGAACAUUCUUAAUUAACCUGUGGACUCGGUAACAGGCUGUCUUUACCAGAAAUUGACACAGUUGAUAAUCUGUCGCAUUGUCUUAACUAUUUCGUGCAGCUAUCAGAUUUGGGGACAUUUACCCUUAACUACUGAUUUACACAAUUAUAACACGUUGUUUUCUCAGAAUGGACAAAGGCAGGGUAGAAAAUGGACCUUAUGGCACUUGAUUUUCAGGAUAAUGCUAAACCCUGUGCUCUGAAGGGUACCUAAAAUACUGACCUUAGAUAAUGUAGGCAUCCUAAGCAGUCACUUAGAGGAGGCAAGAACCUCCUCACCGACUCAACUGAGAGGUCUAAAGCCCAUUUAAUAAACACUCAACAAAAUUAGACAGCGCAGGGAGCAGGCUUGUCCCACUCCAGAUUUUAUGGGAUUGCUGCAGCCUUGCCAGUAACUGCUGCCAAAACGUGUGACCAAUUUUUGAGUGGCGCGGUUGUGCUCUUGCCAGCCCGGACCACACCCUUGGGUCACUGCCCUCUCAAAAUCUCAACACCUCCACCCCACUCUCCCUUCCUUCCAGUUUAUCUCCUUUUUCCACUAUCCCUCACCUUCACUCUCCAGGUCACCUCAAAGCCACGUGUAGCCUAAAUUGGAUUUGGCCACCGCUAUGCCAGUCACUCCUCCAAAGGCAGCUCAAGUCAGGCCAGAGGUGCAAUUUCAGCCAGCUUUGACCUUCCUAGCCACGGUGAAUUUUUAGCCUAGAGUUUUAAAGACAAGAGACACUUAACUCAAGAUCUUUUCUAUACCUUACUAAUUCAUAUCUUCUCCCCUUUCAUGAGAAUUUCUGGGGAAAUUUUUCAGUACCUUACCUCUGUGACCUGUCUCCAUAACAACACAAUUGUCAGCAGGUUAGCUGGCUAUGGUGGGCAUCACAACUGAGGCCCUGCGUCUCCACCUCUGUAGAAGCUGGUGGAUGUUUUUUAUUCUUCACUGUUACUUCAGUGACACUGCAGCCAUUCAUCCUGCCUGUACAGCCAUGGGCCUUGCCAGUGCAGCACAGAUCAGGGAUUCAACUAAGAACCUGCCUGUGUGUUCAGCUCAGUGUUGGAUAGUGUCUUGACACACCACUCCACAAGGGGGAGCCUUGCUUUCUUUUCCAAUCAUCUCCAAAAGGCAGGACUUUCAACUUACAACUUUUACAAAUUCUGUCAAACUUUAGAACAGCAUGUCUAAAAAUAUCUGCAGCACAGUGAAAAUGAUCUGGUUAAAUUUCCAUGUGAAAAAUGAGAGCGUUUAGGAUGGGUCUGAGUGGGAUGCUUCAAGGGGCAGUGUGGACUUGUUGGGCCGAAGGGCCUGUUUCUACACUGUAGGGAAUCUAAUCUAAUCUAAUCUAGACAAACACUGAAGCAGUAUUCAAUUCCAGUGUCUUGCUUAUUCAGAUGCAUAGUGUUAAAUACAAUUAUUUCCUAAAGGCACUUAAACACCUCCUAAUUUAAAAGAGGGCUGUCAUCUGCUCUGACUGACUGUUACAUUGGGUUGUAGUGGGACGGGAACUGGUUAUAUAUUGUACUGUAUAAGAGUUUUGAGGUCUUGCUAACACCCUUUGUGAACCGGGGAUGUUUUGGGGUAAAUCUUAAGCUCAUCACGACUAAGUAAGGAGUCAACUUAUGUCUCAAUACAGAGCUUCACUGGGAUUAAGGAAUUGGUUGUAGACACACUAUCUUGAAUGUCCUUGCUGCUAGACGUUGACAAGUGGAGGAGACUUCACAAAGUUUCACUGGUGUUAUUGUGGUGUUUAUUUAAAAUGUUUUGAUUUGCUUUUUAAAGGGCAGCAUUCCAGCUUAAACAAGUUAAAGGAGAAUUAUUGUAAUCAAGAACAAAUACUAAGUACCAUCCAUAGAUCUAAUCAAUCCCUUUCCGUCACAAGAACACUAACUGACAACAGUGUAACAUCACCUGACCUUGUCCCUAUCUCAGCCAUCAGCUGCUAAAACUUUGGCCAUGUCUGUAUUUCCUCAAAGCUUAAUUGCUCUAAUAUUCUCGCAUUCUAUCAACUGCAGCUUGUCCAAAACCCUGCGGCACAUAUCCUAUCUUGAGCUAAUUCCUGAUUGCCCAUCACCUUAUUCUCAUGGAUGCUGGUACUCCAUCUUUCAAAUCAAAACCCUUGUUUUUAAAUCGCUCCAUGAUUUUGCCUGCCUGUCCCCCCCAUCGCUAUGACUGCCUCUAGCCUUUUGGCCAGACGUUGCCUAAUAUUUCUUCUGUUGGGAUUCUUUUCAUUUUAAGUUUGAUAAUGUCUCUGUGAAGUGCCUUCUGAUAUUUACACAUGUUCAAGGUACUAUAUAAAUAUGGCUUAUUGUUGCUGUUGUAAACAGCCUGAGUUUCUAGAUUAUCUCUUUCUAGUACUGGGAUGGUGCCAAGACAACCUUUGCGUGAAAGUGCAAACAAUGGAGGGGUUGCCUUACCAGAGAGCAGAGGUGCUGGGAAUAUGACUGCUCCUGAGCACACAUCAAAUCAAAGCAUAGACAUUGACUCAAGGUUGUUUCUCAAACAGACAUUUUGGGCCAGAUCAGAGGACUGGGGUGAAAUAUUCUUGUUCGUGGUUAACCUGUAUAUACCUCCAGGGGCAGGUGGGAUUUGAACCUGGGCCUCCUGUUCUAGAGGUAGGGACUCAACCACUGCAGCACAAGAAUCUAAUGUGGUGAUCCCAAUGUUGAUUAAGAUGUAGCAUACACCAUUCAUAAAAUAUUCACUAUCUUUGGUCCACUUGUAUAGAGGGGUUUUCCUUAUUUUGCGCUGGUUUUCCCAUAUGUCACUAAUCAAAAAGCUAGACUGUUUGUAAACUGACAGCCAGUGGAUAGACAUGUGAAUGCACAUCGAAAAACCACUCGCAGUUGUCAGAAAUCAAAGAGGAUUUAUAGAAAUGUCAGAACACUUCAGGGGAAAUUAGGUCAAAUGCUCUGAACUGUCAGUGAGAAAUACUGAUUGCAUUUUAUGAAUAGCUGUACAAUAAACAGGAUCACUGUGUGAAACUGCACCAAUGAUCAAUUUAUACUAUCACUUGCACACCAGAGCAUUGCCAAUUUCUAAUACACCCCAUCUUACAGCUGGCAGUCUGCAACAUUUGGACAAUACCAUCACUGUCUCAAUCACAGACUACCUUUCAGCGGAAUCUAGGGAGAGAGAAAGAUCUUGAACUUAUCUAGCACCUUUCGCAACCUCAGGAUAUCCCGAAGCUUUUAAAGCCAGUUGAAUACUUUUGAAGCAUCGGCUAAGUUGUAAUGUUGGACACACAGCAGCCAAUUCUCAUACACAAGUUCUACAAACACAAGUAUGAUAAAGACUUGAGAGAUAAAUAUUGACCAGGACACAAAGGAGAACUCACUUGCUGCUCUUCUAAAUUGUACUGUAGUAUGAAAUCUUUUCCAUCCACCUAAAAGACAGGUACCUCCACAGUGCAACAUUUCCUAAGCUGAGUUUUGUGUUUAAGUCUCUGAAGUGAGACCUCCACCCCAGCCUCCUGACUUAAAGGGAAAAGUACUCUCAAUUGAGCCCAUGCUGAAUGCCAUCUUAUAUCUGCCAAGACAGCAGUAUAAAUAGGCAUUGGUCACUUGUUUACAGUAAUUCUGUCAGUAAAAUACCUGUAAGCCACCGAAUCUACCACACAGAAAGAAGCCAUUGUGCCUGUGUUAACUCUUUGGAAAGGCUGAGUAAUUAGUCUUACUCCUCAUUUCUUUCCUUAUUGCCCUGAAAAUGUUUUCGUUUUCAGGUGUAUGCCCAAUUUCCUUGAGAAACCUAUUAUUAAAUCUGCUGUCACCAUCUUUUCGGGCACUGCCUUCCAGAUCAUAACUAAUUGAUGCAUCAAAAAAUGCCCCUUCUCUUCCCUCUGGUCCUUUGCCACUUAUGUUAAAUCUAUCUUUUUCCCUCCUGUAAAAGGAAACAGUCUUUCCAUUUGUAGUUAUUCAUUUCUAUAAAAUCUCCCAUCACCUUCUCUGCCUGCUUUAAGGAGAACAGCCCUGGCUUCACUAGUAACGUCCUACUUCAUUUUUUUGUCUGGUGCUGUUGCACUAAAAUAACUGAUGUCUCAAUGAUUUCAAUUAUUUAACCAGGAUCCAUUGCUUUUUUUAUUUAUUAAUCGGACCCUUCACAAUUCCCAUCAAAUUUUAUUGAUGCUGAGUAUUUUGGUUUAGAAUUGAGGGCCAGUUUACCCAAAGUAUUGGUUAACACUAUUGAUCUAUCAGUGUUUUGCAAAAUUCCCUUUAGAAUCACACUGGUUCAUUUCUUGAGUGCAAAAUUCUUCUGUAUACUGUUUUAAUGCAUUCAUUAGCCCACUUAAAAUAAACAGGUUAAUGACUUCAUUGAAUUAAAACAGAGAUGUGUAAAAUGAAUAUUGUAUUCACAAGGGAAAUUAAACAUUUUAGUCUAUUACUGAGGGUAGUUCAUUUUACUUGUUUUAUGUAAAAGAAGUAAAAAUUUUUAGAACUCUGUAUCUGGUUCAUAGGGAAACAAAAUUAAUUCUUCUGUGUAUCCAGGUUCGUCAAAAAUCAGUCAUGAGCAUUACAUUUUUUAUUCAAAAAUGUGGUUAUUUCUUUUCUCUGAACCCCACGUUAAUUAAAUCUUAUAUAGAGUUCUUUACUCUGAUUUGCCAACUGAGCCAGUAUCACCGGAAUUAGUAUAUCUUCCACUGAGGUGCCAAAACCCAACCGUGUCCCUGAAAAAGAUAGAUGAGCAAUUGAGUUGAGAGACAAUGCGAAAUCAUUGCAUGGACCUGUUUGGCUGAGGUAUGAAAUUACACUUGGAUCUGACUCACCUACAAGAGCGACGUUACAUUUUACGGUGAUGCAUUAGAACAAUGGGAAAAGUCUACUUGGCUCCAAAUGCCAGUCCCUCUUAUUUGAUAGGUCAAUUCCACAUUCACACCAUGGGAUCUCUCAAAGCCUUUUCUCCAGAGAAGCAAGGAACUGCCAGUUUAUAUGGUCCAGUUCAGUGACCAUACCUGAUAAAAUAUUUCACAAUCUAUUCCCCUUUGGAUGUAACAACUCCUAUCAGCAUGCUUCUUACUCUUUAAUACCUUUUAACUGGAUCUUGUGCCUCCCAAUAUUUAAACGUUUACGUCACAGUGAACAAAUUGCUUUGAUCAAGCUGUCAAAUUAAGUUGCUGUGAAGCUUUGAAUGUAAAAGGCAUCCUUUGACAUCUCACUUCUGAUUAGAAUCAACAUCUCCAUUAUCACCUUGACUACAUUGUUUCUGAGAUUCUAUAUAUUCAUUCUGGAAGAAUCAAAUCUAAUUAUGAUUCAUUUUACUUUGCUGAUACCUGAAAAUAUCACCAUGCUUUAAGAAUAGGAGCACCCAUCUUUGUCAAGACCCGUCGAGCCUUGUGCAAACAAUGCAUAAAUAAUGCAUGUUAAAAAGAAAUUGCAAUGUACUUUCCUUAAAAUGGUGUCAUUAUAUGUUGUUGGGUCAUAAAUAAUGUUUGUACAGUAUUAAUGUAGCCCCAUGUUAACAAAUUGCACAUUGAACUGAGGCAAAAGAGAAUGUGAUAGGGGAUACCUGUAAGUCACCCCGUGCAAAAUUGGGAGUGAUCAGCUCAGAAGCGCAUCUUGGGAAUCUUAGGCCAAGAAGGGAGAUCCCCAUAAUGUAUUGGUAAUGUCAAGGCCAACCAAGUCCAGAAAAGUUGCAAAAUGAAGGAACACAGUCAUUCAUGUUACUCACUUCAGGAACUUCUAACCGUGCUGCCUAUAACUUGGACUAAUCUGCAGUCUCUGCUUUUUACUGUUUUGUACUGUCUACAACAGGUAGUGUUAAAUUUUAACUUUGCAUGAUUUGAGAGUUCUAUGAAACUUUGAUACUGACUUUGGAUCUGACUAAAACAUAAGAAGCGAAUGUUUUCUGUAAAAAUAUGGGUCUGUUCUUUGGUGACUUGAGUAUUUUAUAGACAAGAUAAUUUAUGGUUCUUGUAAUAGUUAUUCCUAAUGUCAUAUGGAGAUUAAA
This is a messenger RNA of Stegostoma tigrinum, 7706 nucleotides long. It is a transcript of the gene mmd2a, whose product is annotated as monocyte to macrophage differentiation-associated 2a. The record is from RefSeq and is a predicted model, not a curated record. Bases 479 to 1204 code for a protein of 241 amino acids. NCBI's taxonomy places the organism in Eukaryota, Metazoa, Chordata, Chondrichthyes, Orectolobiformes, Stegostomatidae. Gene Ontology annotation, molecular function: pore-forming activity. Gene Ontology annotation, cellular component: membrane. The transcript has 8 exons.